Ceutorhynchus assimilis (cabbage seed weevil) is the source of this 1064-nucleotide messenger RNA. NCBI's taxonomy places the organism in Eukaryota, Metazoa, Arthropoda, Insecta, Coleoptera, Curculionidae. The record is from the annotation of a GenBank genome assembly.
AUGUCGAACAACUCAUCCCAGAUUAGAAGUAAUCUGCAAUCAGAUGAUAAUCCAGAUGCAAUGGCAGCUAUCAUGAAAAACUUCUUGUUGCCGAAUGCAGCAAAUGCUGACGAUUUGAAUGAUUUGAUUGAAGAAGAAAGCACACCACUCGAGACACCACUAGAAGCUUCUAACAAGAUGUUAAAUGAUGCAGGGUAUAAUGUAGGCGAUAGACGAGAGGGUGCCGAAAGGUGCAGACUUAAGUUUGCAAAUUUACAGAAACAAUAUUUACAGCAUAUUAGACACAUGAAUACAACUGGUGAAAAAAAAAAGAACGAACCAUCUUUCUUUAGCCAAAUGCAUGGCAUAUUGGGUCAAAAGGAUAAAGUCAACCCACAGAAUCUACAAGUUAGCUUGGAUGAGUCAGACGUUUCAAUGAAUGAAAUGAAAAUAGUAAUGAAGAAAAAGAAGUACAUGAAAAAAAUACUGGAAAAUCUGAAGAAGGAACACCCAAAAUUUGACCCUUCUACCCUGAUAAAAAAUAGAGCAAUGGAAUUCUGCAGCCUAAGGGUGCCAAAUGCUGUUCUUGUUGAUGUAAUGAAACAGCAACACAAGGAACUACAAAGUAGUGGAGAGAAUGAAUUUAUAGAGUUAAAAAAAAUGAUGGAGACGCAAAAUGAGCAGAUUGAAAGAUUCUUGAAUCAAUUUGAACGGCUUGUUACAUGAGGUUUCCAAGAAAAAAAUAGAAAGGUCUGAUAGUUCCGAUUCCGAUUAAUAUUUCACUAAAAUCCUUUUGUUUGAAAAACAAGUGAUACAUAUUUUGUUUUUGUAGUAGUAGAGUGUAUGUUUUUUUUAUUAUUAUCAUUAUUCUAGUCUAAUUAGAAGUUCCUGUUUUUUUUUUUUUUCAAUACUUGAAUUGAAGUUCAUGUUUGUUAGUACAAUCUUUUUUGUCAAGAGUUGGCGGUGGAAACUGUUAACGAAUAAUGCUUUAUUCAUUGGCUACCAUCAGUAACUUCUAAUUUCUCCACAGCCAACUGUAAAAACAAAAAAAUUUGUAACAAAGUUUAUUCUGUUGAGAGUUUUUU